Messenger RNA from Kockovaella imperatae, 1260 nucleotides. RefSeq lists its product as hypothetical. NCBI's taxonomy places the organism in Eukaryota, Fungi, Basidiomycota, Tremellomycetes, Tremellales, Cuniculitremaceae. The record is from RefSeq and is a predicted model, not a curated record. The transcript has 6 exons. Gene Ontology annotation, cellular component: nucleus. The coding region runs from base 45 to 1211 and encodes 388 amino acids. Gene Ontology annotation, molecular function: RNA binding.
CUGCUACCUUCUACACUCGCCUCUCUUGACUUUUCGCUGAAAGGAUGGACUCGAGCGAACGGAAACGAAAGUGGGAUGAGCCAGCUGGAGAUACUGCUCCAGAUGCUCGAACCUCAGCAGCUCCGUCAGGAUCAAGCGAUGCGGCCGCUCAAGCAGCCGCCAUUGCUGCCAAGAUUGCGGCUUCCUUAAGAGGCCCACCAGGUGCACAGGGGCAUGAACUGGUCAAGUCGGAGAACAAGGACGAGGGUUUCGUCAAGGACAUUGAGAUCAAUGACCUGAGGAACCGAUAUGUGUUGACCAAGGGAUCUACACAGAAGCAGAUUGGAGAUGAGACUGGCGCGUCUAUCGUGACGAAGGGAGUGUGGGUCCCGGAUACGACCAAGCUACAACCUGGUGAAACACCGUUGUACCUCCAUAUUGUCGCUCCCUCCCAGAUUAUCCUCAACGCUGCGGUGGAAAAGAUCAAUGAAUUGAUCAAUCAGGAGCUGGGACCGUUGAUCGAUGAGCGGACACUGGUGGCGAGGAAUAGGGCGCUGGGUUUGCCUCCGCCAGAGUCACUCGUGAAGCGCAAUGAGCGAGUAAAAUGGCCAGAGGCGAAAUUGUUCAUCGGACUGGAAUCAUUGAGGAAUUUCAACGUCAGAGCAAAGACUGUUGGACCGGGAGGAAUGUUCGUCAAGUACAUCCAGGCAGAGACAGGCGCUCGUGUACAGAUCAAGGGUAUUGGGUCCGGAUUCAUGGAGGCGGAGACCGGUCGAGAGGCUGAAGAGCCCAUGCAUAUCAACAUUGCAGCUCCAAACGAUGAACAAGUCGAGCGAGCAAGAGUUUUGGCAGAUGAUCUACUCGCAGUCCUGCGGAUAGAGUACGAAAAGGCGAGGACCGGGGGCAACUCGGGUGGAGGAUAUGGCGGUGGAUACGGUGGUUACCAGCAGGGCUCUGUCGACCCGUAUGCUGGAUAUUACCAGAAUGGUCAAGGCACACCAGGCGAUGGCUCACAAGCUGGAGCUACUCCAGCUGCUGGUUCAGCGACUCCCGGUCAGCUCCCACAACAGGGCACAGAAGCGUGGACCCAGUAUGCCGCGUACUGGGCUGCAUAUGGUUACGAUGUCAAUGAUCCUCAAUUCCAAGCGUGGCAAGCAUCUCAAUAUGGUCAGCAGCAGGGAGGAGCAGGUGCAUCAGCUGGAGCUACUGGGACUCCAGCUGCAUCGUCAUGAGGGACUACACUAUCUUGUAAUCAUGAGCCAUGUAUGAUGUAUAUAGUCC